This is a messenger RNA of Penicillium brasilianum, 2280 nucleotides long. The record is from the annotation of a GenBank genome assembly. NCBI's taxonomy places the organism in Eukaryota, Fungi, Ascomycota, Eurotiomycetes, Eurotiales, Aspergillaceae.
AUGGAUCCCAUCUCUAUAACUGGGCUGAUCAUAGAAGUUAGCCAUGUGCUGUCUCGUGUGAUCGAUUAUGCCAAAGCCGUGCAGGGCGCCAAGUCCGACAUGCGCAAGCUGAGUGAGGAAUUAUUUGCUCUCAAGGGCAUUCUAGAGCACAUCUCCACUGGUAUAGGUGACAAUACACCGACAUCAGAGAAAGAGACCGAGUCAGAGCAGUCCUCGGGCGAAUUCGACCGCGACGUAAUGUCACGAGUCCUAUUCACGGCGAACGAGUUCCUCCAAACCCUGCUUCAAGAACUGGAAGAGCCUGCGACGAAAUUCAAAAAGUUGAAGCAAAAAUUAGAAUGGCCAUUCACACAAGAUCAAAUCAAUGCGCAUCUCGUGCGACUCGAGAGGGUCAAAUCGUGGUUGAUAUUGGUGAUCACGGCAGAUACCGCGGCGGCAGAGAAAGAUCUCCAUCAAGAGAUAACUAGCUUGACGAGGAACUUGAAGGAAGAUUUGCGCAUUCGAGAGCAGGAAAGAGUGCAACGAGACAAUGAGGCGCUUUUCAAGUGGAUUGCGCCGGUGAGCCCGGCUGAUUCGCACCUUCGAGCAUCUAAUGGACGACGUAUUGGAACGGGGCGAUGGUUCACCAAGUCGCAUUUGAAAGCUUGGCUUCGAAAUCCGUUAGGUGGGAAGAAUAUCCUCUUUCUUGUUGGUAAAUCUGGAACAGGAAAGACGACACUUUUUGCUCAGACUGUUGAUGAGUUGGCUUCGAUGGCUUCGGGCGAUCCCAGUCUAUGCUUUGCCUAUUUCUAUUGCACAAUCAGCAAUACUGCCUCUCAGGCUCCCGUCAACGUCCUAGGCUCCUUGGUUGCACAACUUGCCAGGUCGAACCCGGCGAUACUGGGAAAUAUCCGAUCACUCUAUGAUAAGAUUCCCAAGUCUCAAACCCACAGACUUCCGGUUGAUAUCUCGGCUCUUGAAGACGCAAUCAUCAAACACUCUACUGGAAUGUCCCGAUUUGUCAUUCUCGUUGACGCUCUGAAUGAGAGCUCCGAGACGGAUCGUAUCGAAGAUUCUUUGUUGAAACUGGCGCGGCUGUCUCCGAACAUUCGUAUCCUGGUUACAACAACAUCGACGAGAGCUUCUUCUAAAGAAGCUAACUUUUUGAACAUCAGGGCUGGAACGAUGAAAGAGGACAUCGAGACGUUCAUUCAGUACCGCCUAGAACACGAUAAUGCCUUGCGGAAUUUAACUCCAAAAUUGCAGGCUGAAAUUUCAGAGACCCUGCUCAAAGACGCAGAUGGCUCAUUUCGAUGGGUUCAACUCUCAUUGGACAACCUUUGUGCUCAGAGAACCGCCAAGGCAAUGCGAGCUUCCCUUUCCAAUCUUCCCGGGACUCUUAGGGAGAUGUACGCAAAUACACUGGAACACAUUAACCCGGAAGACAUACCAUUCGUUCGCGAAGCUCUCUUCUGGCUCAGCUUUGCGAAACAGCCCCUGACCCUGAAAAGUUUGAAUGAGGUCGUGGUUCUCGACGAAACCGACACGGUCCUAGACGAGGACAUGUUGCUCGUUCCUCGGGACAUUCUGCUCCACCUUUGUCAAGGGCUUAUCUCCGUAGACCAAGUCGGACACGUCAAUCUCGCUCAUUCAUCCGUCAAGGAAUUUCUGACUUCGGAAUGGAUCCGUACGUCUCGCGUGAGCCAGUUCGCCUUGGACGCUUCGACCGCCGAUGCCACAAUCAUGCGAAAGUGUCUGACAUAUCUUUGCCUGGAUAACUUUAAACACGGAUAUGGUGAGUGGAAAAGGCGAACUAAAGUACGCUCGUUCCUAUUCUACGCAACAUACUUCUGGCCCACCCACAGCACUCAUUGCAAGUUUGGAGAAUCCGAGCGACAAUUGGUCAACAGAUUCUUUGCUACCAAAGAUCUCCCCCGUCGGGGUAAUUACGGUGUCUGGAUGGAAGCUUUGAUUCCUGGGGUGAAUCAUUGCAUCAUUGAAAAUACGGACCCUCUGUACUAUGCCGCCUCGUUUGGCAUGGCCCCCAUUGUCAAGGCUAUUCUGGCGUCCGAUCCCGGUAUAGACGUCAAUGCUCCAGGUGGUCGUGUCGGAGCUACGCCUUUGUUUGCUGCUUGUUGGCGGCAUAACUAUGAGGUAGCGGAGAUUCUGCUCAAGGCUGGUGCCAAUCCAAAGAUUGCUGAUCCUGGCACUGGUGUCAAUGUUCUUGGACUGGCCAGGAUGGUAAAUUUCCACCCCAUUCGAGAUCUUCUACUUCGCUGCAAUGUGGAGUUGAAGUCUUGA